AUGUCUAUAAUCGCAUCUACAGGUAUCUUAAACCAUGUUGAUGGUUCUUCAGAGUUUGAAUCUCAUAGUACUAAAGUUGUUUGCUCUGUAACGGGUCCUAUUGAACCAAAGGCAAGACAAGAACUACCUACACAAUUGGCCCUUGAAAUAAUAGUCAGACCCGCUAAAGGCGUUCCAAACACUAGGGAAAAGCUAAUAGAGGAUAAAUUACGUGGUGUGUUGACUCCCUUGAUUGCUAGAUACCUUUAUCCUCGAAGACUUUGUCAAAUCACUUUUCAAGUGAUGGAGGCAGGUGAACCGGAAUUAGAGUUUUCUCAGAGAGAGCUAAGUUGCUGUAUAAAUGCAGCUGUUCUUGCAUUAGUUGAUUCUGGUAUUGGUCUUUUAGCUAUGGCCUCAAGUGUCCCACUUGCAAUCAUUAAGGGCCAACUAGUUGUAGAUCCCAAUGCACAGCAAUUACAAGAAUCACAAUCGGUUCAUACCUUGGCAUUGGAAAUAACAGAAAGUGGUAAAAAUGUACAAAACAUUUUACUACUGGAUAGUACAGGAGCUUUUACACAAAAUGAAUUAUUUCAAAUUUUAUCCCAAGGUGAGGAAAGAUGUCUAACGCUGGUUCAGGAGUUACGGAAGGUAUUGGGAGACCGCAUAAAUUCAGAAAUAAUACGAACAAAAACUUGA
Zygosaccharomyces rouxii is the source of this 675-nucleotide messenger RNA. It is a transcript of the gene RRP46, whose product is annotated as exosome non-catalytic core subunit RRP46. The transcript has a single exon. Gene Ontology annotation, cellular component: cytoplasmic exosome (RNase complex); nucleolus; nuclear exosome (RNase complex). Bases 1 to 675 code for a protein of 224 amino acids. Gene Ontology annotation, biological process: U4 snRNA 3'-end processing; poly(A)-dependent snoRNA 3'-end processing; nuclear mRNA surveillance. Lineage: Eukaryota; Fungi; Ascomycota; Saccharomycetes; Saccharomycetales; Saccharomycetaceae. The record is from RefSeq and is a predicted model, not a curated record.